GUUCGGGAUUGAGUCUGCGCUGUACUAUUUUUUUUUCACCCUGGAAAGAAUUUGAGUGCCCUUGCGGUCUUACAAGCUGUCCAUCUUCUGAAGAACUUUUUGUUCCUGUACUCCCUCACUUGCCUCUUUCUCUAUACAACUUCAUUCAGACAGCACAUUUAGCAACAAUGAGCGGUCAAAACGAAGAUACCCGCGUCCUGGGUUACGACCCUCUGCUUUCGCCUGAGUUUGUUCAGUCCGAGAUUCCUUCUAACGAGCACUCCAUUCCUACGGUCCGCUCUGGCCGCAACCAGGCUGUCGAAAUUAUUGAACAGCGCGAUGACCGCCUUCUAGUGGUCGUUGGCCCUUGCUCCAUCCACGAUCCCGAAACCGCCCUCGAAUAUGCCACUCGUCUUAAGGAACUUGCUGCUCGUCUCUCCUCCGACCUCUGCGUCAUCAUGCGCGCCUACCUCGAAAAGCCCCGCACAACAGUUGGAUGGAAAGGUCUGAUCAACGACCCUGAUAUUGACGAGUCCUACCAGAUCAACAAGGGUCUCCGCGUGUCCCGCAAGCUCUACGCCGACCUCACAGGCAUGGGCAUGCCUAUUGCCAGCGAGAUGCUCGACACCAUCUCCCCGCAGUACAUGGCUGACCUGAUUUCCCUCGGUGCCAUUGGUGCCCGCACCACCGAGUCGCAACUGCACCGUGAGCUUGCCUCCGGUCUCAGUUUCCCCAUCGGUUACAAGAAUGGCACUGACGGCAACCUGACCGUUGCCAUUGACGCGAUCGGCGCUGCUGCCCACCCCCACCGCUUCCUUGGUGUCACCAAGCAAGGUCUUGCGGCCAUUACCAAGACCGCCGGUAACCCUCACGGCUUCGUGAUUAUGCGUGGAGGAAACAAGGGCACAAAUUACGACCGCGAGAGCAUCCAGGGGGCCCGCGAAGCCCUUCGCGGCAAGAAGCAGCGUGAGGUUCUCAUGGUUGACUGCUCACAUGGCAACUCCAAGAAAAACCACCGUAACCAGCCUCUCGUUGCCAAGGAGGUCGCUGACCAACUCCGUGAGGGCCAGGAUGCCAUCAUUGGUGUCAUGAUUGAAUCCAACAUCAACGAGGGUAACCAGAAGGUUCCCCCUGAGGGUCCCUCCGGUCUCAAGAAGGGUGUCAGUAUCACCGAUGCCUGCAUUGACUGGGAGACCACCGUCACUGUGUUGGAGGACCUCGCCGAUGCCGUCCGUGCCAGGCGCGCCGUCAAGUCAAAAGCCAACGGUACUGCUUAAAAGAGUUCUGGAAAAAUUUCGGGCUGUUUCGUACUUUUCUAUUGACAACUUGGCAUAAUUUUGAAUUAGAUACCAGAGCCAGAUUGUUUAGAACGCUCAGCAUGACUGCUUGUAUUUAGGUGUCUGUUGAUACCGCAAAAGCUUGAACAUUGGCCCAAAAUGAAAUGAU
Aspergillus nidulans FGSC A4 is the source of this 1425-nucleotide messenger RNA. Its product is annotated as 3-deoxy-7-phosphoheptulonate synthase aroF. Gene Ontology annotation, cellular component: cytoplasm. Gene Ontology annotation, biological process: aromatic amino acid biosynthetic process. The transcript has 3 exons. NCBI's taxonomy places the organism in Eukaryota, Fungi, Ascomycota, Eurotiomycetes, Eurotiales, Aspergillaceae. Gene Ontology annotation, molecular function: 3-deoxy-7-phosphoheptulonate synthase activity. The record is from RefSeq and is a predicted model, not a curated record. The coding region runs from base 168 to 1256 and encodes 362 amino acids.